ACCGCCGCGAGAGGUUAGUGUAGAUGGGUGCGUGCUGCGUCGCGCGCCGUCGCUCGUUGUGAGUGAGGUCCCAGCGCGUUGUUUGUGUCUCCGCGGCGUUGGAUGUAAGGAGAGAAGGCGGAUAGGCACGAAACCCGAAGUGGAUAUAUGGAUAAGUUAGAACGCGGAUAAUCUGGGACAAAACCCUCUCUAGUGGAUAUAAGGAAAGUGGAUAGUGAGAAAACCUUUCUGUUGGAUAGAAGGAAAGGAGGAGGCGGAUAGGAGCGAACUUCCCCUCAAGUGUUAAGCGAAACGGAUAGUGCGUGUGGAUAGUUUGUCGAGAUCGGUGGAAAAGGAAACCAGAAAGUGGAAUACAUACCGCGGAUGUUUUGCGAGUGACAAACGGAUAUGUGGAUUUUUUUUUGUUUUAAUAUCCGUUAGAACAAAUGGGUUUAUGUGGAUCUCUGUUGGUAUCAAUUAGUGGAUAGUUUUUCACUUUUGUUUUUUUCCACAAUACAACAGCCAUUUCCAGUUCUAUACCAUUAGUUUAAGCGGAUCCGGUUAAUACGAGCGGAUAUUAUUCUUGAAAAAAAAAUAUUAUACAGUGUUCGUUGAGGUGGAUUACAGUGGAUAUCCGUUAUAAGGAAAGAUAAAUGCUGUUGGAUACAGUGAAUACCGUUAUAGUAUAGUGGAUAUUGGAGGUGGAGAAAAGAAAUAUAGUGAAUGUUCGUUAUAGUAUGGUGAAUAUUUCUAGUCUAAAGAAAACAUCGGUGUAAAGAAGCAUACGCUUUUGAAUGUAGUAAUAAAAGAAAAAAAAGAAAAUCAUAAUCGUUGUAACGCAAAUACGUUGUUGCAUAUAGCGAAAUAUUCUCGCGGGAGGAGAUUAUAAACAAGAAACAGACAAACAAACAAACAAUCCGAACGCUACGCUCCCCUUGGCGAAUUGGCUGUCCUCGAAUAUUUUCUCAGUGAGGUUGUUGUAUCCUCUCCCCUCCCCCCCCCACUCUUUCCAUCCUCCUCCUCCCCUCUCCCCCCCCUACCCCGCUCCCUACCACAUUAACCCCCUCCCCCCCAUUCACGGAGCAGCCACGUGGUUGGUCAGCGAUCAGACCUCAGGUAGAUCGGCGUCUCAUCCUCGUCUCGAAAACCUCCUUUGACGCAAUCUUGUACGCGGGAGCAGCCAUUCGUCAAUCUGGACGGUGCCAUAGGUCAACGCUUAAGCACAAGGGUGGACUAGCAUGGUGAAGGGCACGACAAGGGUGGCGUCCCCGGCAAGAUGACCCAGACGAUACACUCCCACCCUCACCCACAGGGACGUCCACCCCCGCCCCUGCUCCAGCCCCGCCCACAGCCCAGUGUAGUAAGGAGGACGCGUAUCGAGUGGGCGUGGCGACAUGUAGUGUUGUGGGCGUUGGUGGCCGCGGUGUGGUGCUGUGGGCGCGGUGCGGGGGGCAGCAACGGGGAGAGCGUGCGUUUCUCCCGCCCACAGUACAACGCCAGCGUGCCCGAGAAUGCCCUGGGCAACACGCCCGUGGUGAGCGACGUGAUGAUGGGCGUGCGCAUCACCGACCCCUCGCUCAGGAUCCGCUACCGCAUCACGGAAGGCGAUAACCAGAACUUCUUCCGUGCCGCCGCGCGCGUCGUCGGCGACUUCUGCUUCCUGGAGCUGAGCGUGCGCACCGGCAACCAGCGCGUGCUCAACCGGGAGUCCAAUGACCUGUACAAGCUCAAGGUGAAGGCGCAGCACCGGCGCCACGACCGCACCAAGGAGGACCUGCCCGGCGCCGUCACCGAGGUGUGGGUCACCAUCACGGACCUCAACGACCUGUCGCCCUUCUUCCUGAUGGACGAGUACCGCGUGCGCCUCAGCGAGGACACGCCCCUGCACGCGUCCGUGGCGCGCGUCAAGGCCGAGGACCCCGACGCGGGGCUCAACGGCCAGAUCUACUACAGCUUCAAGGAGGACACGCCGGUGUUCGCCAUCCACCCGACGUCCGGCGUCGUCACACUCACGCGGCCGCUGCGCUUCCUGGAGCAAGCCAAGUACCAGCUGACGGUGCAGGCGCAGGACCGCGGGCUGCGGCAGCGCGGCGGCUGGCCCGCGCUGGCCCGCCUCUUCGUCAACGUGACGGAGGAGAACGUCUACGACCCCGAGAUCAUGGUGACGAAGCUGCCCGAGGCCAUGUCGCGCGCGCACCUGUCCGUGGUGGCCAUCAUCAACGUGGUAGACCAGGACCGCGGCCCCAGCGGCGAGGUGCGCUCGCUGGAGAUCGUGGAGGGCGACCCCGACCGCGUGUUCCGCGUCCUGCCCAGCUCGGGCGGGAACGAGUUCAACCUGGCGGCGCUCGACACCAUCGACUGGAGCGACACGCCGCUCGGCUUUAACCUCACGCUCAAGGCCACGGACGGCGGCACGCGGCCGCGCUUCAGCUACAAGGUGGUGCGCGUGGCGGCGCCGCCCACGCCCGAGGAGGAGGCCGCCUUCACGCAGGAGGUGUAUGAGGCGGAGGUGAGCGAGGUGGCGCCGCUGGGCACGCGCGUGCUGCAGGUGGGCGCGUGGCUGCCCGGGGCGCAGCGGCGCGUCAAGUUCGACAUCGUGGCGGGCAACAAGGGCGGCCAGUUCCACAUCGACCCGACGUCGGGCGUGAUCACCACCACGUCGCUGCUCGACGCCGAGACGCGCGACGCGUACACGCUGACGGUAGCGGCCACGACGCCGUCGCUGCUGACCUCGCAGCGCCAGGCGGCCGCCAAGGUCAUCGUGCGCGUCAAGGACGCCAACGACAACACGCCCAUGAUCGUGGCGCCGCAGGGCGUGGUGCGCGUGGAGGAGCACCAGCCCACCGGCACGUGGGUGACCAAGGUGCGCGCGCAGGACUACGACUCGGGCGAGAACGGCUACGUGUCGUACAGCCUGGCCAACGCGAACGACGUGCCGUUCACCGUGGACCACUUCACGGGCGAGGUGAGCACCACGCGCGCCCUCGACUACGAGACGGAGCGGCGCACGUGGCGCCUGCGUGUGCGCGCGUCCGACUGGGGCUCGCCGUACCGCCGCCAGAGCGAGAAGAUCAUCACGGUGCACGUGGAGGACGUGAACGACAACCGGCCGCAGUUCGAGCGCGUGUCGUGCAGCGGCUUCAUCGACCGCUUCACGCCGCUGGGCUCCGAGAUCUUCACGCUGUCCGCCGUCGACUUCGACCAGGGCAACAUCAUCAGCUACCGCAUCGUGGGCGGCAACGACGACCGCUGCUUCUCGCUCGACUCGACCUCGGGCGUGCUCACCCUCACGUGCGACCUGCAGGACCUGCUCACGCCCGAGCGCAUCGUCAACGUCACGGCCUCCGACGGACAGCACUUCGCCGACACUCUGCCGCUGCGCUUCCAGCUGGUCAAGCAGCAGAACCACGUGGGCGGCUCGUGGGCGGAUCUGGAGUGCCGCGAGAUGGGCGUGGCGCAGCGCCUGGCCGAGCAGCUGGCCCGCGCCGCCAAGAACAACCUGAAGGACGACUCGCUGCUGCUGCUGACCCCUCCGCCGCCCGUGGUCAACGCCCACGCGCCCGAGCUGCGCAACAUGCCGCUGGAGGUGCGCGUGCGCGAGAACAGCGAGCCGGGCACCGUGGUGUUCAAGGUGGACGCGGACGACGAGGACGUGGGCUACCCGGGCCACCUGGUCUACUCCAUCGUGGAGGGCAACGAGGAGGCCGUCUUCAUGAUGGACAUGGCCACGGGCGAGCUGACCGUCGUGGGGCUGCUGGACCGCGAGCGCGUGGCGCGCUACACGCUCAACCUGACGGUGUCGGACCUGGGCGACCCGCGGCGCAUGGCCUCGCGCCUCGUCACCAUCACCCUGGUCGACGAGAACGACAACGCGCCGCAGUUCGACAAGCCCGCCUACAGCUUCUUCCUGCCGGAGAACGUGGCCAACGGCACCAGCGUGUACGAGCUGCGCGCGCACGACCCCGACGAGGGCAGCAACGGCGUGGUGACCUACAGCCUGGCCACGGACACCAAGGACUUCCGGCUGGACCCCGUGACGGGCCGGCUGAGCGUGGCCUGGCCGCUCGACCACGAGACGCACGACGUCUACGAGCUGCGCGUCGUGGCCACGGACGGCGGCGCCCGCUCCGCCCACGCCUACGUCACGGUGCAGGUGGCCAACAUCAACGACUGCCCGCCCGUCUUCCCCAGCGACAGGAAUACCGCCAUCAGGAUACCCGAGGACCUGCCUCUGGGCGCUCUCGUCACCCUGGUGGCCGCCCACGACCCGGACUCGCCCAAGCUGCGCUACUCGCUGGUGGGCGGCCACGAGGGCGUCUUCAGGAUCGACGAGGACACCGCCGCCCUGCGCCUCGCCGCCCCCCUCAACUACGAGACGCGACCCGCCUACAAUAUCACCGUCAGGGCCACGGACGAUGGCACGCCCCCGCUCGCCGCCAUCACCUACGUCAUCGUCCAGGUGGUCGACGUGGACGAGAACGUGCACGCGCCAGUCUUCGGCCAGGACGUGGUGGAGGCGGUGGUGCGGGAGUCCUCUCCGCCCCACACCCUCGUCACGUCGGUUCCCGCCCUCGACGCCGACCUCAACCCCGCCGACGCCGCGGUGACGUAUUCGCUGGUCGGGCCCGAGGGCAGGGGCGUCUUCUACAUCGAUCAGAAGGGCGAUAUCUACACGUCGUCAUGGCUAGACCGGGAGACAGCGUCCAGGUACUGGCUGAGCGUCCGUGCCCAGGACUCAGGCACGGUGCCCAAACACGCCACGCUGCACGUGUACGUGCAGGUGGAGGACGUGAACGACCACCACCCGCUGAGCUCGUGGCCCGUGUACUGGCCUGGCGUACCCGAGAACUCCCCUCCGGAUACGGUGGUGGUGACCGUCGAAGCAGCUGACCCCGACCCGUCCGCCAACAUCACGUACGAAAUCUCGGGAGGGAAUCCGCAGUCCAUUUUCACCAUCGAUGCGAAGACGGGCGAGAUCCGGACGACGGGGCGGCAGCUGGACCGCGAGCAGCACGCCGAGCACUUGCUGGAGGUGACGAUCCGCGACGGCGAGGACCCUGCGACGUCCCUCUCCUCCGUCGCCUACGUCGCCGUCAACGUCCUGGACGAGAACGACCACGCCCCGGCCUUCCUCGAGAGCCUGUACAAGUUCUCGGUGCCCAUCCUGCCGCGGCCGCCCAAGGACAAGGAGUACGUCGAGGACAUGCCCAUCGGAAGGGUGGUGGCCGUGGAUGAGGACGAGGACGACAACGGCGACAUCACCUACAGCAUCGAGGGCGACCAGUGGCUCGGGACGUUCAAGAUCCACAACAAGACGGGCAUCAUCUCUGCCAAGGCCGGACUCAACCCUGAGGAGGACUAUGAGUUCACGGUCCAGGCCAUAGACAACGGUCGUCCUCGAAACGCCAGCUCCUGCCUGGUGGUGAUCGACGUGGUGCCGGUGCCUGAGGACUCGAAGAACCCGCCGUCGAUCCUGGAGGAGGCGGAGGCGCGGGUCACGGUGCUCGAGAGUGACCCCAUCGGCCAGCACGUGACCCUCAUCAACGCCCGAGACGAGGACGGUGACCGCGUUUGGUUCGAUAUUAUAGCUGGUGACGACGAGUACAAGUUCGCCAUCGGGAGGGACACGGGAAGCAUCAUGUUGGCGGGAAAGUUGGAUGCUGAGAAGAAAUCCCUGUACAACCUCACUAUUGGAGUCACGGACGGCGUUUACACUGUCACCAGCCAGGUGAUCGUCUCCGUGCUGGACGUGAACGACAACCGGCCGGCGUUUUCGGAGCCCACGUACGAGGUGGAGGUGGGCGAGAACACCUCCCCGGGCACCACCAUCGCCACCCUCACCGCCUCCGACCCCGACUCCGACAAGCACCUCACCUUCACGCUCGUCAACACGGCCCACGUCGCCUCCGCCUCCAAGUUCAUGGUCAGCCCGGAGAGCGGGGACAUCGUUCUCUAUGAGCCGCUGGACAGGUGA
This is a messenger RNA of Penaeus indicus, 5953 nucleotides long. RefSeq names its product fat-like cadherin-related tumor suppressor homolog. Bases 1256 to 5953 code for a protein of 1565 amino acids. Gene Ontology annotation, molecular function: calcium ion binding. The record is from RefSeq and is a predicted model, not a curated record. Gene Ontology annotation, biological process: homophilic cell-cell adhesion. Gene Ontology annotation, cellular component: plasma membrane. The transcript is spliced from 12 exons. Lineage: Eukaryota; Metazoa; Arthropoda; Malacostraca; Decapoda; Penaeidae.